Messenger RNA from Urocitellus parryii (Arctic ground squirrel), 1132 nucleotides. It is a transcript of the gene Abhd4, whose product is annotated as abhydrolase domain containing 4, N-acyl phospholipase B. Gene Ontology annotation, cellular component: lipid droplet; mitochondrion. The record is from RefSeq and is a predicted model, not a curated record. NCBI's taxonomy places the organism in Eukaryota, Metazoa, Chordata, Mammalia, Rodentia, Sciuridae. Gene Ontology annotation, biological process: phosphatidic acid biosynthetic process; lipid homeostasis. Gene Ontology annotation, molecular function: lysophosphatidic acid acyltransferase activity; phosphatidylcholine lysophospholipase A1 activity.
UAAUCCUGUCUCUUUUCUCUUUCUCUCUUUCUCUUUGGGCCAUGAUCCUGGGACUGUCUGUGGCUGAGGAACAAUUUUAGACACCUUUCCGUCUUUCCUUUCUCAGGCCUCAAGGCUGGCUGAGUAGCUGGCUGCCUACUUGGCGUCCCACUUCUAUGUCUCAGCUGAAGAAUGUGGAAGCCAAGAUCCUCCAGUGUCUCCAGAACAAGUUCCUGGCCCGAUAUGUGUCUCUCCCAAACCAGAACAAGAUCUGGACGGUGACUGUGAGCCCUGAGCAAAAGGACCGCACCCCCCUGGUGAUGGUGCAUGGCUUUGGGGGCGGCGUGGGCCUCUGGAUCCUCAACAUGGAUUCACUGAGUGCCCGCCGCACACUGCACACCUUUGAUCUGCUUGGCUUUGGGCGAAGCUCAAGGCCAACAUUCCCAAGAGAUCCGGAGGGGGCCGAGGAUGAAUUUGUGACCUCAAUAGAGACAUGGAGGGAGACCAUGGGGAUCCCCAGCAUGAUCCUUCUAGGGCACAGUUUGGGAGGAUUCCUGGCCACCUCUUACUCUAUCAAGUAUCCUGAAAGAGUUAAACACCUUAUCCUGGUGGACCCCUGGGGCUUUCCCCUCCGGCCAACUGACCCCAGUGAGAUCCGUGCACCUCCCACCUGGGUCAAGGCUGUGGCUUCUGUCCUGGGGCGUUCCAAUCCCCUGGCUGUUCUUCGAGUAGCUGGGCCCUGGGGGCCUGGCCUGGUACAGCGAUUUCGGCCAGACUUCAAGCGUAAAUUUGCAGACUUCUUUGAAGAUGAUACUAUAUCAGAGUAUAUCUACCACUGCAAUGCACAGAAUCCCAGUGGUGAAACAGCAUUCAAAGCCAUGAUGGAGUCCUUUGGCUGGGCCCGGCGCCCCAUGUUGGAGCGAAUUCACUUAAUUCGAAAAGAUGUACCCAUCACCRUGAUCUAUGGGGCCAACACCUGGAUAGAUACUAGCACGGGAAAAAAAGUGAAGAUGCAGCGGCCAGAUUCCUAUGUCCGAGACAUGGAGAUUGAGGGUGCAUCGCACCAUGUCUAUGCUGACCAGCCGCACAUCUUUAAUGCUGUAGUGGAAGAGAUCUGUGACUCAGUGGAUUGAGCUGCUCUUGCUAGAGGAAG